Messenger RNA from Cottoperca gobio, 3097 nucleotides. RefSeq names its product SH3-binding domain protein 5-like, a (gene sh3bp5la). Gene Ontology annotation, cellular component: cytoplasm. Gene Ontology annotation, molecular function: protein kinase inhibitor activity. Lineage: Eukaryota; Metazoa; Chordata; Actinopteri; Perciformes; Bovichtidae. The record is from RefSeq and is a predicted model, not a curated record. Gene Ontology annotation, biological process: intracellular signal transduction.
UCCGUUAGGUUUCCUCUGUUUACUUCAUUUCUAAUGAUGAUGUGAGACCGAAACCGCUAGCUAGCUGGCCUAGCUAAAGUAAUGAAGAACCGGACUUGGCUUUUAGGUUUAUUAUCCACCACGUUUGCUGCUGGCAAAGCAACCUUAGCUAACGCCGCUGAUAGCAAAACGGUGUGGCCUGGAAUGGAGCCAGGGGACUUGCGAGAGAGCCCGGCCGGGUCCGGGGACUCAGACACGGGGGACUGGAGGGAGGAGGCUAUUCCUCGUGGGGACGAGGAGGGCAAAGCUGCCGAAACUAAUGGAACAGCACUAGAGACUGUGAUCAGGGACACCUGCGAGGAUGGUGAAAGUGAAAAACAAAAAGGAGUGGGAGAGCAAUUACACAGCCCCUAUGAGGAGGAACUGGACCCCAGAAUCCAGGAGGAGUUGGAGCAUCUCAAUGAAGCAAGUGCAGAAAUUAAUAGACUGGAGCUGCAGUUGGAUGAUGCCAGAUCAGGGUACCGGAAAAUUCUCACAGAGUCUGCCAGGAAGCUAAAUGCUCAUAGCUCUCAGCUUGGUGGCUGCAUAGAGAAAGCGAGACCCUACUAUGAAGCUCGUCGCCUUGCAAAAGAGGCACAGCAGGAGACCCAGAAGGCAGCGUUGAGCUAUGAGAGAGCGGUCUCCAUGCACACAGCUGCCAGGGAGAUGGUCUACGUGGCAGAGCAGGGCUUGAUGGCUGAUGGCAAGAACACCCUGGAUCCCACCUGGCAGGAGAUGCUCAACCACGCUACCUCUAAGGUGAACGAAGCCGAGGAGGAGCGACUCCGCAGUGAGAGGGAGCACAUGCGUGUCACACACGCCUGUCAGGAGGCAGAGGCUCGGGUCCAGACGCUGCAAAAGUCCCUCAAAAGAGUCAUUGUGAAAUCCAAACCUUACUUUGAGCUCAAGGCCCAGUUCAACCACAUUCUUGAGGAGAACAAGGCCAAAGUGCUGCAGCUGGAACAGCACGUAGCCAAAGUAAAAACCCGCUACUCCAUGGCCUUACGAAACUUGGAAAAAAUCAGUGAGCAGAUCCACGCUCUGAGGGGGAGGGACCAGGCCGAGGGAAGACGCACCACUGUCUGCGCUGGGCGGAGUCCCCCUGUUGGAGCCGAGUCCGAUAUCAAAGUUAAGAAAGAAGGUGGGGCAUGCGGCAGUGGUGCGACGGGGACGGAUCGAGUGGACGCAGCCAUCGACCUGGAGAAAUACAAGGAGAAGGAGAAUGAAAAGGAGCGGGAGCGAGCGGGGUCGGAUUCCCUUUCGGUCUUCAGCCUGCAGACCAUCGCUUCCGACUUGGAGAAAUAUGAUUCCAUUGAGCACCUCGGGGACCUCAGUGAUGUAGGGAGCGUGACUGGGGAUGAGGGGGAGAAAGAGAGAGGUGGAGUGAUGGAUAGAAGAGACAAGCUGGCGGAAACAGCUGCCAAAGAGCGCCAGCAGCAGUUCUACAAGCAGCACCACCGAAGCUUCAGUUUGUGAGGCUGUCAUAGAUGUAAAACGGCUAAAAAUACUGCAAAAGUACGAGUUAUCAUGAAAGUGCAAAUUAGGGUGAAUAUCCCUAACACACAGGUACCAACCAAAGUGUAAGACAGUGAAUUAGCUGCAAAUGUAAAACUGGAGUGAUGCAGUUCUAUGUGAAUGAUAUGAUGGUGUAAAUUAGCACACAUACUUUGACUGACAACACAUUAUCCUAAAGCUGACACUGAUCGAUAGUUAAUAUUGCAGCCUAGUUAGAACACUAAUAGAAUCUAAAGAGCUUUCAACCCUCCAGGACAAAGUAUGCUGUGUAUUCACUCCCUCUGAGGAAUUCUGGGUAGAAUUUGUUCCUUGUGCAUGAAGGAACAGCGAAGAUUGAUCAAAAGCCCUGAUUGAGCAGGCAUGUUUCAAAAAGUGUAAUUUCUUAGAGUCCCAGGCUAAUCGUUGAUCUAAUUUGGUGAGACGAGUGAAAACAAAACCCUCCGUUGUUACCUUUCCAGUCCUGUCGAGUCUUAUUAUACUUAUUAGCGACUGCUUCAAGGUAGAGGGGUCGCAGGGUCUCUCCAUACACACCGAGACCCAGACUCGUAACCACCCUCAUCAUGUUGGCGUGCAGGGAAAAAUGACAAAAACGGUUCUGUCAGUGCAGAGUGAAAGCAUGUUUGAAUUCACAUUUCGUAUAUUUAUUUACAGUAACAUGCUGCAAGCAGUGCUUUUGUUAUUUUUGGCACGAGAGAAUGCGUUUUUUGAAAAUUCCUGAAAUGAUUAAUGAAUGAAGUCUGAGGAUGAUAAAGACUCUUUACACUCCGACAGCAUGCACUCCUUGUUCGCUAUCUAAACUGACAUUUAUGACAUGUAUUCAGGGCUAUAUGCUGAAACAAAAACUGACAACAUUAAUGCUAAGAUGAUAAAGCUGCACCCAUGUUUUCUUUUCUGUCGCUAUGCUGUAGUCUUUUGGUGCAAAGGCCUUUUCCAAAUUUGUAUUAUUUGAAUAUUGUUUACAUUUGUAUAAGUGGUUUCCUCUUUUGAUUUCCUUUCAAAAAAAUAUUCGCCCUUCUAAUUUGAAGUGUGCCUUGACACAGAACAAGCAACACAUUUAGCAUGAGUAGCACUUUGUUGUAAACUCAUCUGUAGUUCUGUUUACAACCAUUUAAAGAACAAGUCUGUGCCCUUUUAUGAUACUUUAUUUUUGUUUAUUUUUAAUAAUCGAAGUCUCCCUGCCGAUGAGACUUGAAGAGUUAUAAUUUAUUUUUCUGUUUUGGUUUCUGUAUUUUGCUUUAAUGAUAUUGUACUUUGAUUGUCAAAGUGUACGAUGCAAAACGAUGAAGUCAAGAAAUGACUUGUAAAUGUAUGUAAUUAUUACAAAGCUGGAAGAUAUUGACUUGUACAGUUACAUGUGUUAACUGAUUUGAAUGUUUGACAUGUUUUGUUGUACAGAUGUUAUGAAUACUCACAGUUUGUCAUGUGUAUUUAAUCAUUGUCGCAGUUCACCUUCACUCCUGUCUUAAUAAUUAGUCUCCACCGUUUUAAUGGCAUUUGUGAAUUAGUCCGAAUGCUAUCCAAUGUAUGUCAUAUCUAUAAUCAAUAAACCAGAUCAUACUUCUUG